UGCUGCUCCGCUAGCUCCACCUCGUCGCUGCGCUGCGCUUCUCCCGCCAUCUCCACCUCCUCGGCCAUGGCCGCCGUCGCCGCCACCGCCGCGGUCGCGUUCCGCUCCCUGAUACACCCCGCCGCCGGCGCCGUCGAGCGCGCACUACCGCCGCCUGCUCACGUGCGGUUCCAGGGCCUGCAACGCCGCCGCGUCGGCCUUCGUCUCUUCGCCGCCUCCGGUCGCCGCCGCCCCAUCCUGCUUCCGCCCACCGCCGCGGCCGCUGAUGGUGGGGAGUUCUCUUCGUCGUCGAAGGAGUACGCCGACGACGACGACGAGGAGGAGGAGGAGGAGGGAGCUGGAGGGGAGGAGUACGUGGAGGAGGAGGAGGAGCAAGACGAAGAGGGGGAGGAGGUGCGGGCGGCGGCGCCUCGCGGCUACUACCCUCCAAGAAGCCGGCCGGCGCCGGGGCAAGAGGCCGGCCGCCUCUUCGUCGGCAACCUCCCCUACUCCAUGACCUCCGGCGAGCUCUCCCAGGCCUUCUCCGAGGCCGGCAGGGUCGACAACGUCCAGAUAAUCUACGACAAGGUCACCGACCGGAGCCGCGGCUUCGCCUUCGUCACCAUGGCCACCGCCGAGGAGGCCACCAAGGCCAUCCAGAUGUUCGACGGCGCCCUGCUGGGCGGCAGGACGGCGAGGGUGAACUUCCCGGAGGUGCCGCGAGGCGGCGAACGGACGGCGGCGGCGGCGGCGAGGGGGAGCAGCAGCCGGCGCGACGACGGCACGUACAAGAUCUACGCCGGGAAUCUCGGGUGGAGCGUGCGCGCCGACUCGCUGAGGGCGGCGUUCGAGGGGCGCCCCGGGCUGCUCGACGCCAGGGUCAUCUUCGAGCGCGACACCGGCCGCUCCAGGGGCUUCGGCUUCGUCUCCUUCGCCACCGCGCAGGAUGCACAGGCUGCGCUGGAGGCACUGGAUGGAGUGGAACUAGAAGGGAGACCACUCCGGCUCAGUAUGGCCGAACAAAACCCACCAGUUGGCUCUCCUAGCACAGUACAGUCACAGCAGGAAGAAACUGCUUCAGAAUCAUCUGAAGCAGAGACAGAACAGGACAUUACUUCAGAACCUUCUCAAGCUGGGAUGGAAGAAAGCAACUUGCAGACAGCUGCUAGUUAUUAGCACCUAAUUGAUGGCU
Molecule: messenger RNA, 1171 nt
Organism: Oryza brachyantha (malo sina)
Lineage: Eukaryota; Viridiplantae; Streptophyta; Magnoliopsida; Poales; Poaceae
Product: 33 kDa ribonucleoprotein, chloroplastic
Exons: 4
Coding region: 67-1155 (362 amino acids)
Cellular component (GO): cytosol
Molecular function (GO): mRNA binding
Source: RefSeq, a predicted model, not a curated record